Talaromyces stipitatus ATCC 10500 is the source of this 861-nucleotide messenger RNA. RefSeq lists its product as uncharacterized. NCBI's taxonomy places the organism in Eukaryota, Fungi, Ascomycota, Eurotiomycetes, Eurotiales, Trichocomaceae. The record is from RefSeq and is a predicted model, not a curated record. The coding region runs from base 1 to 861 and encodes 286 amino acids. The transcript is spliced from 2 exons.
AUGAAUAUAAGAGCCUCAACAUUAAUCAGCGUCCAAUGGCCUCCAGAACCAGUCUCCGAAGGCCCAGAUACCCUCGUCCUAAGCGUGGGGACAUACUACGUUGAUUUGAGGGUAAAUCGACACGAUGGCAGCAUUUAUUGGACAUUAGCAGGACGGCGAAUAGUCGUUUCUGAGGAUCCUCGCAAAGUCAAAUUCACACAUGAAAUCGAUUCUCAUAAACCUCAUCGUAACGCCAGCAGUGACGAGACCGACGAUGAGGAUGAGGAAGAGGAAGAAGUCGCUGAUGAAGGAGAAUUCACAAAACUUCCAAAUGGCGACGAUCUCGAAAUCGGCGAAAUGCCUGCUCCGCAUUUGGGUGGGAAAGUAGCGGCUUAUCGUGAGAUAUGGCGCGAAUUGAAGAUUGGAUUUGACGAUAACGAUGAUGAUGAUGAUGAUGAUGACGACGGGGGUGAUGAUGCUGGGAAGGGGGCAUGUUGGGUCCUAGAGAGUCUUAAUAAUAAUGAGAGUGAAGUACCCAACAAGGGAAAGAAGAAGAGAACGUUUUAUUGUAAAGUUGGGAAGUUUUUUCUUGCUUUACGUCGAACGGAGACGGAUUACUCUGAAACAAAUGAAAUUGGGAAAAAGAAUAUUGAGUUCUCGGUUAUCAGACAGGAACUCAUCAACAAAACCGAAGAGGAUUGGGUUACGAAAUACAGCAUUGGCACGGAAGUCAAUAAUAUGUUUCACUUGUCGAAGACGUCGGUAUUUGCGUUGCAGAAUGCUAAUGGGAAAUCAACCUGGAGUGAUGGUGAUCGGAUACUUGUGAGUAAUAAGCGUGAUGCUAGCGUACGAGAGGUUUGUAUUGUUAGAGCUGUGAAUUGA